Lolium rigidum is the source of this 2203-nucleotide messenger RNA. Its product is annotated as succinate dehydrogenase [ubiquinone] flavoprotein subunit, mitochondrial-like. Gene Ontology annotation, biological process: mitochondrial electron transport, succinate to ubiquinone; tricarboxylic acid cycle. The record is from RefSeq and is a predicted model, not a curated record. The transcript has 16 exons. NCBI's taxonomy places the organism in Eukaryota, Viridiplantae, Streptophyta, Magnoliopsida, Poales, Poaceae. Gene Ontology annotation, molecular function: electron transfer activity; flavin adenine dinucleotide binding; succinate dehydrogenase (quinone) activity. Bases 24 to 1892 code for a protein of 622 amino acids.
GAGGGGCCGCCCCGAUCUGCGAGAUGUGGCGCAGCUGCGUGUCGCGGGGCCUCAGGGAGGCCAAGGCCGCCGCCGCAGCCGCCUCCAGGCGCCUCUCAUCUACUGCCGGGUCCUACACGGUGGUGGACCACACCUACGAUGCGGUCGUGGUCGGGGCUGGAGGCGCCGGGCUCAGGGCGGCGAUUGGGCUCUCAGAGCAUGGCUUCAACACCGCCUGCAUCACCAAGCUCUUCCCCACGCGGUCACACACCGUAGCAGCACAGGGAGGUAUAAACGCCGCUCUUGGAAACAUGAGCGAAGAUGACUGGAGGUGGCAUAUGUAUGAUACAGUCAAAGGAAGUGAUUGGCUUGGUGACCAAGAUGCUAUCCAGUAUAUGUGUAGAGAAGCGCCAAAAGCUGUUAUAGAGCUUGAGAACUAUGGAUUACCAUUUUCUAGAACUGAAGACGGGAAGAUUUAUCAGCGUGCUUUUGGAGGCCAAAGCUUAGACUUUGGAAAAGGUGGCCAGGCCUAUCGAUGCGCUUGUGCUGCUGACAGAACUGGGCAUGCUAUGCUACACACACUUUAUGGUCAAGCAAUGAAGCACAAUACUCAGUUUUUUGUUGAAUAUUUUGCGUUGGACCUUAUUAUGGACAAGGAAGGCACCUGCCAGGGGGUAAUUGCACUAAAUAUGGAGGACGGCACCCUUCACCGUUUCCGUUCAACAAAUACUAUUAUAGCAACAGGAGGUUAUGGCAGAGCUUACUUCUCAGCCACUUCAGCUCACACAUGCACUGGAGAUGGCAAUGCUAUGGUUGCACGUGCUGGGUUACCCCUUCAGGAUCUUGAGUUUGUGCAGUUCCAUCCUACAGGCAUUUAUGGUGCUGGAUGCCUCAUAACUGAAGGUUCCCGGGGUGAAGGUGGUAUUCUUAGGAACAGUGAAGGUGAGAGGUUCAUGGAACGAUAUGCCCCUACUGCAAAAGAUCUUGCAUCUCGUGAUGUUGUCUCAAGAUCUAUGACAAUGGAAAUUAGAGAAGGGCGUGGUGUCGGACCAUUGAAGGACCAUAUCUACCUGCACCUUAAUCAUCUUCCUCCAGAAGUUCUGAAAGAAAGGCUUCCUGGUAUAUCUGAAACUGCUGCUAUUUUUGCUGGUGUUGAUGUCACCAAAGAGCCUAUUCCUGUGUUGCCAACUGUGCACUAUAAUAUGGGUGGGAUCCCGACGAAUUAUCAUGGGGAGGUGGUGGAUAUCAAGGGUGAUAACCCAGACAAUGUUAUUCCUGGCCUGUUGGCUGCUGGAGAAGCAGCUUGUGCAUCUGUCCAUGGCGCAAACCGUCUCGGUGCAAAUUCACUUCUCGACAUUGUUGUAUUUGGGAGGGCUUGUGCAAAUAGGGUUGCUGAGAUUUCCAAGCCAGGAGCGACACAGAAACCUCUUGAAAAUGAUGCGGGAGAGAAGACCAUCGCUUGGUUGGAUAAGCUGAGAAACUCAAAUGGAUCAUUGCCUACUUCGAAGAUCCGCCUCAACAUGCAACGUGUUAUGCAAAAUAAUGCUGCCGUGUUCCGUACUGAGGAAACUCUCAAGGAAGGUUGUGAGCUGAUUAGUAAAGCACAAGAAAGUUUCCAUGAUGUGAAGAUCAGUGACAGAAGUCUCAUAUGGAAUUCAGACUUGAUAGAGACCAUAGAAUUAGAAAAUCUUCUAAUAAAUGCAUGCAUAACCAUGUAUUCAGCUGAGGCUCGCCAAGAAAGCAGGGGUGCUCAUGCUCGCGAAGAUUUCAAGACAAGAGACGACGAGAAGUGGAUGAAGCACACGAUAGGGUAUUGGGAGGAUGAAAAGGUUAGACUAGACUACAGGCCAGUUCACAUGAAUACCUUGGAUGAUGAAGUCGAGGCUUUUCCGCCAAAAGCUCGUGUUUACUAAUCUGGACAUGGCUGCCAUUGCUUCGGUUGUUUGAGAAGGGUAUAGCUUACAGUGUGGUAUUCUCCGAGUUGCAAUAAAUCAGGGACCAUCAAUUCUCUCAAAGCUUUUGGGAAUUGUAAUUUCAUCACCAAUAGCCAAUAUACUCUCCCUGUCUGGCGUAAACUUACUGAAAGCUUCUGAUGAUAUGUGUUACCCUUCAGUAGAAAUAAAGACAGAGACAAAAUUUUGAUGAGUUAUUUGAUACUGUAAAUAACCUGUUGCAUUACCUGCAAACGCAAUGGUUGUUCAGUCUGUGUUUUGUGGGCUUUUGU